AACCAGGUACACAAUGUGAAGCAGAAUUCUCGUUGUCGCCCCUGCACUUUUUUGGGUCACAGAGGAGAGGCAUUUGCUGGCAGCUCUGGCCCGGCACACACAUAGAGAGCCGCACCCUCGCGCGACUGCACAGGAGAGAAAAAGAGAGCGAGAGAGAUUCAUGCCGCUUUCCGAGCGCUGCGUGGCCAGGAGUUGACUCCGGCCCAAGCGUAGCCACGUCGUACACACAAUGGUAUCACGCGGCUCUGCCAGACGGAGCUCGAGUCCUCGUUACCCUUUCCCGUUACCAGAUCUAGAAAUGCGUGAGCAGUUUCGGCCUCAUUCGACCGAGUUGUAAAGUUCGCUGUCGGAAGAUGUACGGGGCCGCGCAUGGCGACUAGACCGCUUGAAGGUGCAGCUUGCCUGCGCGUUCGAUUCAUUCGCUUGUCGGCCGAAGAUUUCAGAUGGGUUUAUAUUAGCUUCGCUUGUGAUGGACCGCAUCGUUUCCUUGACUACCCAGGUUGGAUUGCGUUUCUCUUCGAAGUUGCGCUGGAUUCGUGUGUGCGGAGGUUGGCGAGUGCAGUCCCUGGGCGAGCUUGUGAGAGUGGAUUGGGCAAAGAAAUCAAAACCCGCCAGGCCAGCAACUUGGUCUCAUCCCAUGAACUGCUUCAGAAUGUGGACACUUGAAUCUCCUGUGAAAUGUGUUGAGAUUUUCGACUAUACGCACAACCCGACCUUGGCGGAUUAUCUCAGGAGAGAAGAAUUGUCAAAUAUAAGGGUCUGCAUAGACAUUCCGAACGGAGUUCCGGGAACAAAAGACUGGGAGGGCCUUCGAAGAGAAUUUGCUGGAAGUAAUUGGAGUGAGCCUCUUCUCGCAACUUGCGAUAUUCCUGUAACGGACAGAUUCAUGAUGAGGUUGAGAUGUUUCGAGUCUCGUUUGAGUGGAGAGGAACUAAUUGAGACUUUUCAUGUCCUGCAGCCCUGAAAAUAAUGGGUAACACGCUUUCUGUAUGUGGCUGUCCGCCAACGAAUGGUGACGAUCACAGAAGAGAAAUCGAAGCAAGGGUGGCCAAACAUCGGAGGUCAAGUUCAGCGUGAAAGCUGCUGCUAUCAUCAGUUGCGACACAGUGCGACGACGCGAUCAACGCAUUUUUAACCACCGGUAGAUGUCGAAGUAGUAGGAAUGUCGCGUGUACGCCGUUCACUACUAGACUAUGAUGCAGAUCACGUGGAACAGAUUCAUAGACAGUUUUCAAGAAUCUUGCUUACUGCCAUGGUUAAGUAUGGUGUGAUGAAUUCCAUGGAGAAUACAUGAUCGUGGAUGGGUUGGAGCAUGAACGUCACACUCCUAGCUCAUACAACAGGGGCACCCACUUCAUGUUCAUGUCCGCAAGAUGCACACAGUUGUAAAAUAUGAUGGAACUGAUUCGGUUGGACUCUGGGGGCUUGACGAGCCCAAAGCUUGGCUACUUGGACUCAAGAACUCGGAGUAAGACAGUUGGUGCCACCUCCAUAACAUAAAUCCAUCAUAAUUAGAUUGAUUUGUGAUGUUUUUUUGUGUUUUUUUGCCGAAACAGAAGGGGGUGUAGGAAACUUCUCUGCACAUGUGUAGUAUACUAGUAGAAUAUGCAGAUAUAUAUAGCUGUGUAUAAUGAUUCAAAUAGAUAUAAGCUUAUGUCGGAAUCUUCAUGUAUGCUGAGUUAAGAUUAACAAAUAAAGAAAUUUUUAAAUUUUC
Physcomitrium patens is the source of this 1714-nucleotide messenger RNA. NCBI's taxonomy places the organism in Eukaryota, Viridiplantae, Streptophyta, Bryopsida, Funariales, Funariaceae. The record is from RefSeq and is a predicted model, not a curated record.